This is a messenger RNA of Poecilia reticulata (guppy), 2397 nucleotides long. RefSeq lists its product as uncharacterized. The record is from RefSeq and is a predicted model, not a curated record. Lineage: Eukaryota; Metazoa; Chordata; Actinopteri; Cyprinodontiformes; Poeciliidae.
UUUCCAACAUCUAAUAAUAACAAUAGAUUGUAUUAAAAAGCAAAUUGAACUUUUGCCUGGACGUUUGCCUGCCUGGUUCGACCAGGUUCGGUAGGGUUUAGUUCAUGUGGGUUUUACUGAACCAGAAAGAACCGAACUGCUUCCGGUUGAUCUGGAAAGUCGCUCUCUGCCACAUGAGGAAAGGAAUUGGAGGUGAAUUUGGUUUUGGUCUGAAUCUCCCAGCCGAACCAUUAACCAAGUUAAACCCGGUUCAAACGUUUUAUCGGUUGUAUUGUGGCUUUUAUUUUGACAGUCUGCCCCUUAUGUUCGCUCUAGAGUUGUUGAAUGAUAUUAUUUUGAAAUCCCCGACGGAAAUAUGCUUGAGACACUUCCGCUAGCGUUGCACCGGUCCAAAAAACUGCAGCCCCGAUCGGUGCGGAUAAUCCGGGUCCAGUGGGCCGGGAAGCCGCCGAAAUGAGCCCGAGGAGCAGCUAGCGGACCCCGGGAAGGCCUUGAGAUGCUCUCUCGCCCGCUGACAGAGACCAGGGGGCGUGACCCGACAGCAGAAGCCCUGCCCACUGAUCUCCCAUUGGCCGAUGCAGAUGAGGCUCUUGCAGGUGGUUUUGUCUCUCUGUUGAUUUGUGCGUCCACAGGUAAAGGUGUUGACUCCAGCUAUUCACCUGCAGGAGGCCCCGCCCCCCCGGCCCCUCCCUGCUGCUCCUGCGCCUCCCUCUUGCCCCGCCUCCUGGCAGCUCACCGCAUGGAGGUGCGGCGCCUCCUGCGAGGAGCUUUGUCAUCGCUCGGCCGCCGCCUGGACUCUCUGGAGAGGAAGAGGAGGAAGAAGAGGAAGGAGGGAGGAAGAGGAGGUCCUCCUAGUGUCACCUGCAGCUCCUCUUCCUCAUCUGCAUCGUCGCCUCAUGUCGUCACUUCCUCUUCCACUUCAUCAGACCUGAUGAAGUGGAAGUGCAAUCCUUCCUGCAGCUUCAGCCUAUCAGAGAAGAGUAGGAGGGGCAGUGAAGGAGAGGAGGUGAGGAGGAGGAAGAGGAGGAGAAGCCAUGAAGGCUUUCUUCCUCCAGGGAAUGAAGAGGAGGAAGAGGAGAGGUUUGUGGGUCAGAUGGCGGUCUCCGUCAGAGGAAGAGGAGGACCUGAGGAAGAAGAGGCAGAGCAUCUCGUCCUCCAUGACUUCAACCAGAGGAAACGCAGACGAAGGGUCGGCCAAUCAGAGCAGGGCUUCAGCGAGCUGCUGAAGAAGAACGGCUACAGCUCCCAGCAUGCACUGCUUCCUGUGCAGGCAGCUGUGAUUGGCCAGACCUGCGGCCAAUCACAAGGCCUCGCUGUGUUACCGGGACAGUGGACGUUCUCUGACAUCAUCACGCACCUGUCCUCCAACCGGACCCACCUACAGCCAUGGCUCCAGAACCCCGCCCCCGUGCUGCACCUGUCUGCCGUUGCCAUGGAGACAGUGUUAGACUGGGUGAAGGGCGGAGCUUGUUGGAAUCCUCUGCGUCCUCUGAGGGACUGGACGGCACCGCCCAGUUUGGACAGCGACCACAGCUACAUAAGAAGACCGAUGACCAGCUCUACAGGUUCUCCUCAGGGUCAUCACAGGCUGCGGUCCAAUCACGGUACCUGGAGCCUGUGGUUGCCAAGGCAACGAGCCUUGGCACUGAAUUUAUGUUCAGCCAAUGGGCUGUCUGCUGCCCUCCCUGCUGACCAAUCAGCAGCGCUCUCAGAGUUUCACAGCACAAAUGCGAAGCUCAGUAAACGAGUAUCGCAGAUCAGAAUACGGCGUGCGUUGCCACGGGAGACGCCUCUCACACCAAUGGGACUGCCCAAAGCGAAACGUUUGAAGAAGAAGGAGUUCAGCCUGGAGGAGAUCUACACCAACAAGAACUAUGAGGCCCCGCCCAACAUCAGGAGCCUGGAAACCAUAUUUGAGGAGCCUCGGGAGAAGGAUGGAGCGCUGCUCCUGAUUGGCCAGCAGAAACGUCGCCGGCUCCUCCUCUUCCCUGACUUCACUCAGCCCAGGAAGAGGAAGAAGCCCCAAGGGGUGGGUCUUCCUGUUUCCUUGGCGCCCAGAAAACGAGGCGCAGUGCGGCGACACGUCCAGGGCGGCGGGCUGGAUGACGGCAGCGACGUGGACGUGAUGCUGGUGGAGCGGCUGAGCGAGCUCGAUGACUUCCUGACUCAGCAGGGCCUGGACGUGUGACAUCAUUUCCUGACAGCUGACUAAAUGGACACACCAACGGUGACGGUGUGAAGGGGUGAAUGGAGACAUGUCUGCAGAGGCUGAGCCUUGGAUCAGGCUCCGCCCCCUACAGAUACACCUGUGGACAGAAACCUCAUCCAGCUGCCAGUCUCUGCAGUACCCUGUAGUACUCUGUAGUACCCUGUGGUACUCUGUAGUACCCUGUGGUA